AUGUUCACCUUGAUUUUACUCUUCUUGCUACUGAACAAUUCACUUUUUGUGGCUGAUUUUAUUUAUCCGAGGUGCUUUUGGAAAAUGAAGCGGAGUGAAAGCAAGGAUAGAAACCACGGAACAGGAUGUACAUUCAGGAUUCAAGCAGUACAACAACUUGUAGAGAAAGAGUAUUUUAGUCAUAUAUUGAAUAUACAAACUCAGACUGAAAAUCACAAAUUUGCUCUGGCUUUGGCUUUUACCAUAAAUGAAAUCAACAGGAACCCUGAUCUUUUGCCAAAUAUGUCUCUAUUAUUUAAAUUCUCAACACACAAUUGUGUCUUGGAGUCUGAAUUAAUGAGUCUUAUGCAUUCAAGUUUACAAAAUUAUGAUAUUUUCCCUAAUUAUUCGUGUAAAGAAUACACCAAAUGUGGAAUGGCCCUUACAAGCCUGAAUUUGAGAACAACUGUGACAUUUUAUACAAUCCUGAAUAACAUCCUGUCUGAGAAGUUCCUUCACAUUACUUAUGGACCCUUUCAUCCUGUCCUGUGUGAUCAUGAAAUAUUUCCCUAUCUACAUCAGAUGGCCUCUGACCAUACAUCUCUAGCCCUUGCCCUGGUAUCCUUCAUAAUUCAUUUUGGCUGGAACUGGGUAGGGCUGGUCAUCUCAGACAGUGAUCAAGGUGUCCAAUUUCUUUCCUAUUUGAGAAGAGAGAUGGAAAAAAAUACAGUCUGCUUUGCCUUUGUCAACAUGAUUCCAAUGAGCAUGAAUUUAUACAUGUCAAGAGCUGAAGUGUAUUACAACCAAAUCAUGACAUCAUCCACAAAUGUUGUCAUCAUUUAUGGUGACACAGACAGUACCUUAGCUGUGAGCUUUAGAAUGUGGGAAUCCCUAGGAAUACAGAGACUAUGGAUCACCACUUCACAGUGGGAUGUCAGUCCUAGUAUGAAAGACUUUACAUUUGGUAACGAAUAUGGGACUUUUGCUUUUGGACAACACCAUAGUGAGAUUUCUGGUUUUAAAAAUUUUGUGCAGACAUUGAACUCUGUCAAAUGCUCAGAUGAAUAUCUGGUAAAGCUGGAAUGGAUGCACUUUAACUGUGAGGUCUCAGCCUCUAAAUGUAAGACACUGAAGAACUGCUCANNCAAUCACUCAUUGGAAUGGUUAAUGGUACANACUUUUGAUAUGGCUUUUAUUGAAGGGAGUUAUGACAUAUACAAUGCUGUGUAUGCUUUUGCCCAUGCACUCCAUCAGAUGACUUUUCAAAAGUUUGAUAAUCUGCCCAAGGACAAUGGGAAAGAUCACAAUUAUAGCUGCAAGAAGCUGUAUUCCUCUCUGAGAAAGAUGCAGUUCACUAAUCCUGUUGGGGAAAUAGUGAAUAUGAACCAAAGAGACAAACUGCAGGAAGAAUAUGAUAUUUUCUACAUUUGGAAUUUCCCACAGAGCCUUGGACUUAGAGUUAAAAUAGGGAUGGUUAGUCCCUAUUUUCCAAAUGGUCAACAGGUACAUUUAUCUGAAGUUAUGAUAAAGUGGGCAAAAGGAAGUACACAGGUGGGUUCAGCCUAA
Molecule: messenger RNA, 1545 nt
Organism: Mus caroli (Ryukyu mouse)
Lineage: Eukaryota; Metazoa; Chordata; Mammalia; Rodentia; Muridae
Source: RefSeq, a predicted model, not a curated record